GACUGUGCAAGUAAGUGAUAACUACAAACCAAAAUGUCUAAUUCUGCUGAAAAAUAUAUUAUUAAAAAUGUCAAAUCUGGGUUGGUCCUAGAUGCUACAGAGUUUUAUGUCAAAAUUCAAAAUUAUUCCAGUUCUACUUUACAACAUUGGACACUACAGGAUUUAGAUGGAGGAAAAUUCAGGAUUAUAAAUGUCGGAAAUGGCAAAGCUAUGGAUAUAAAAGAUGGAGCCCACAUCGCUAAUAUUAUAACUUGGCCCAUCAAAAACCCACCAUCCACUAAUCAAGAAUGGUUCAUCAAUGCAGAUGGCACAGUGGAGUGCCCUGUUCAAAAUUUGGUUUUGGACAUCGAAGAAGAAGACUUGAUUCCUGGAAAUUACGUCAUUGCAUACCCGAAGACCGGAAAACAAAAUCAAAUAUUUAGCUUGGAAACUGUUAAAAAAUAAUAAGUAUUUUAAUGUGCUUUCAGAUGUGUCAAUUGCAAUGAAAUAAAAUUGCAUUUUAAUUAA
This is a messenger RNA of Tribolium madens (black flour beetle), 507 nucleotides long. RefSeq lists its product as uncharacterized. Bases 34 to 444 code for a protein of 136 amino acids. The transcript has 2 exons. Lineage: Eukaryota; Metazoa; Arthropoda; Insecta; Coleoptera; Tenebrionidae. The record is from RefSeq and is a predicted model, not a curated record.